AUGGGAGAUCAACCGGUGACGAAAACAGAGUUUGAUGGUGCCAUAGCGGGUUUAACCGCGGCCAUCACCGCUCUGACAACACAGAUGACGACGUUAUCCAACAACGUUAACAACAACAGAAUCAAUCUGAACAGGGGAGGAGGUCGUGGAAACAAUCAUACGAUGGAUGAUUCGAAUUCAGAAGAGGAGGAGGUCGUGACUGAAGAAAGAAACAAUCGUGGCAAUCACCAUGAUUACCGCGUGAAAGCAGAUAUUCCAUUGUUUUACGGAACGAUGGGAGUAGAGGAAUUUUUAGAUUGGCAGAUUGAUGUUGACAGAUUUUUCGACGUCAUGGACGUCCCUGAGCACAAACAGGUUAAGAUGGUGGCAAUCAGGCUGAAAAGUACCGCCGCUGUCUGGUGGGACAGACUCGUUGUUGAGAGGAAGAGGCAGAGAAAGAAUCCCAUUCGAACUUGGCGGAAGAUGAAACAAUUGAUGCUUGAGAGAUUUUUACCUGAAGAUUAUGAACAAAUUCUGUAUAAAAUGUAUAUUGAAUGUGUUCAAGGCAAGCGAUCAGUGACAGAGUAUACCGCUGAAUUUCUGCGUUUUUCUGAACGUAAUGAAUUGGGCGAAUCAGAAAAUCAGAAAGUGGCUCGUUAUAUCAGUGGAUUGAAAGGAUCCUUGCAGGAGAAGAUGGGUUUGCAGACCGUUUGGACCGUUGCUGAAGCGUCCAACCUAGCUUUAAAGGCGGAAUUAUUAGAGAAAUCCCCCUUAAAUUCCUCAAAUUUCAUAAGGUAUUCUCCGGAGAAUAAUGUUGAUGACAAAGAGAAAAGUGCAACAACCAAAGAUUCAAACCCUGUUAACAAAGCAGGCAAUUCUGGCAAUGCACCGCAAGGCAAGACCCUCGUCCAAAAACAACACAACCCUUACGUGAAGCCUACCGAUGAUACUUGUUAUCGUUGCGGUGGGAAGGGUCACAGGUCCAAUGUGUGUCCAUCAAGGAGGGUUGCUGGAGUAGUGGAGAAAAGGGAUGAUGAUGAUGAUGAUGAGCAUCUUGCUGACAAAGAUGAAUACGCCGAAACUGAAUUUGCUGAAGAAGAAUCUGAUGAGAGGGUAAGUUUUGUGUUGCAAAGAACUUUACUAGCAUCCAAAGAUGAAGAGCAGCGCAAAAAUUUAUUUAAAACACAUUGUUCUAUCAAGAACAAAGUGUGUAAUCUGAUUGUGGAUACUGGCAGCACGGAAAAUCUAGUGUCGCAGAAACUAGUAGACUAUUUGAAGUUAUCCACUGAACCUCAUCAAAAGCCAUACUCCCUCGGUUGGGUAAGCAAGGGUCCCCAAGUUCGAGUUACACUAGCUUGCAAAGUUCCUAUCUCCAUCGGAAAGCAUUACAGAGAAAAGGUACUUUGCGAUGUUCUUGAUAUGGAUGUUUGUCAUGUUUUACUUGGUAGACCUUGGCAAUUUGAUAAUGAUAUCACUUAUCGAGGAAGCGAUAAUGUGAUGAUGUUUACAUGGGGCACACAUAAGAUUGUUAUGGCUCCUGUUUUACACUUUGAAAAAAACCAAAGGGAAAAGAAGUCAAGCUUCUUGUUGAUGAAGCAAAGUGAAGAGGAGCUUAAUAAGGAUGUUAAAGAAACUGUCAAGGCUAAGUUAGAAGAUACUGGGCAGAAGAAUAUAGCAGUUGCUGAAAAAUGUAGAAGUGUUAAAGUUUUCAAUGUAGCAAAUAUAUAUGAAUACCAUGUCGAUGAGGUGCCAACAUAG
Molecule: messenger RNA, 1737 nt
Organism: Trifolium pratense (red clover)
Lineage: Eukaryota; Viridiplantae; Streptophyta; Magnoliopsida; Fabales; Fabaceae
Exons: 2
Coding region: 1-1737 (578 amino acids)
Molecular function (GO): zinc ion binding; nucleic acid binding
Source: RefSeq, a predicted model, not a curated record